AGUCGCGUCGCGCCAGUUUCAAUUUUCAAAUGUUUUGUUCUACAGAGUACAGUAGCUUCUAUCUUGUUCUUAUUAAUUAAUAGCUUUACAACUGUCAGGUGACUUGCUGGAAAAAUUUGCCGAAAUACUUGCACUGAAAGGGCGGGGGAUGGUUGAUGUCAAAGGAGAUCUUUUGUGAGAAAGUGUACUGUGGACUGUACCUGUAUCCGGUGCUCUUAGUAAAUCGGUUGUGGCGAAUGUGGGUUGUUGACAUAGUUCACUAUAUCUUGAAUUUGUGACUGGACCGUUUCAUAUGUCUUCAACAUCGGUUCGUUGGAUUUACAGGAAUUGUUGGUAUUUGCUGAAGUCAGUGGAGUGAAAUUCCUGUUCCUCAUGGGCGAUCAUCUCCAUCAUGAAUUUCCUAUCAGUGCAGGCAGACCAGAUACCCAGUGCCGAAAAGGUAAAGUAUCAUGAACAUUUCUUACACUGCGACCCAAAGAUGGGAUAAUCGAUCAGUCUACCGCGCGGGAUUUUUUCUUAAAAUCGGGUUUAUCACACGAUAUUCUAGCAAAAAUCUGGGAUGCCUCCUGGCUGAUUCAGCGGUCUAGGUGUGGUGGCUGUCACUGUCAGUAAAGGCACUGAAUUGACACUGCAAUGUUGCAAAGCCACAGCAGAUCCUUCCACCGGAAAAAGUCUUCAGCUCUGGAGAUGCAUUAUGAACCCAUAUAGCGGGAGCGAUGCGUGCCAAGCAAAAAUAAACAAGCGAUCAAUACGUCGAUAGCUAUGGCUAUCCUACCCACUACGUUCUUCAAAAAUGCUUAACUCAAACUCAAAGUCAAUUUACGCGGGAAAACACCACGACUAUAUCUAAAGAAAUGUAUAAAGUUUAAAUCUUCCAAGUCCUUUUGGUGAAAUGGAUCAUAAUCUGAGCAUUGAAUCUGACGGCACUGUUAAUCAGUCUGCAUCGCUGGAGACAUCAGAGGAUCUCUCGAGUCAGAGUUUUAAUGCAGAUGUGUGUGAAACGCUGCGGAACCUAGACAUUCAUGCAACCAGCUGUCGAUUGCUGGACAUUCAAUCUGUUUCAAAAACUGCUAUUUGCUUGGCCCUGUGUGCGAUGGCUGAGCGCGAGACUACUGUGGAUCGUGCAAUUUUUAACGCCGAGCGAAACCUUAAACAUCAGGAAGAAAUGCGCGGCGAUUUAGAAAAGCGUUGCGGAAAGGCACUCAGAGAAGCGGAAAAUGCUCCGGUUUUGAUUUCAUUUGACUCGAACCAACACAUCAAAUUUUUUGCGAACGACAAAGAUUCGGGCGAUAAAGAAAAUAUACGGGAUAUUGUUUCUCCAGGCGACAGCCAUGAGCAGAUACGCUCAGUUUUAAAUUUUCGUGGAUAUUCGGAGGAAAUUGACCUUGACAACCUGGAAAAACUAAAAGAGAAAAUUCGUGAUCUCCAACGAAAGCGUAAUGCACUGAAGGAGGACUUACAGCAAAAAUAUCGCGGUCUUCCUGCGAAUAUGAAAGAAGCGCGUGCUGUUUUUGCCGCGAAAGCUGAAGAGCUGUCCAAGCCCUUAAAUUAGCGAUUGGCAAGGAGCGGUCCCGCAUCAUAUUCAUUCAUUUAUCAAGAUUAUUAAAGACUGACUGAGAAAAGGAGCUGUAGGCUUGCAGAAAAACAGGAAGCAUGCUUUUUAUUGACGAUAGGGAAUUUUUAUUUUGUUAAAUUAAUGUGAGCGUUGAAUGCCGCUGUAAAUUAUUCUUAUCACAGAUUGGAAAGAUUUUGAUAAAUACAUGUAUGUAUUAACCAGUUUGGCAUUGUGCGGCGAAGUUGGUGUUUAAUUGUGGAUCGGUUGCUUUGUACAGUACUUUCGUUCACGAUAAAUUGCGGUCGACUUUCUUCAACUUUUUUUUGUAUUUUCCUCCUUGAACAA
Messenger RNA from Paramacrobiotus metropolitanus, 1900 nucleotides. RefSeq lists its product as uncharacterized. The transcript is spliced from 7 exons. The record is from RefSeq and is a predicted model, not a curated record. Lineage: Eukaryota; Metazoa; Tardigrada; Eutardigrada; Parachela; Macrobiotidae. The coding region runs from base 893 to 1552 and encodes 219 amino acids.